Messenger RNA from Esox lucius (northern pike), 3607 nucleotides. RefSeq names its product G protein-coupled receptor 37 like 1a (gene gpr37l1a). Gene Ontology annotation, molecular function: G protein-coupled peptide receptor activity. Gene Ontology annotation, biological process: adenylate cyclase-inhibiting G protein-coupled receptor signaling pathway; positive regulation of MAPK cascade. The transcript is spliced from 2 exons. The record is from RefSeq and is a predicted model, not a curated record. The coding region runs from base 206 to 1885 and encodes 559 amino acids. NCBI's taxonomy places the organism in Eukaryota, Metazoa, Chordata, Actinopteri, Esociformes, Esocidae. Gene Ontology annotation, cellular component: plasma membrane; signaling receptor complex.
CUGACGCUCAACUUAUGCAUCGUGAUGAGCCCGCGGACGGAAGUUUGCAUUUUUUGUGAAACUAUUUGAGUACACAUUCAAUUUUUUCUUUUCAUUCAGACUGGAGGGCUCAUUUUAAAACCAGAUCAACCCCUGCAUAAUAGAAAUUAUUUGCUAUUGGCGUGGGUAAUCCAAGGGAAAGAACCAUAUUUCAUCAACUCUGAAAAUGCCUCCUCUUUUCGCUUUGUUGGUAUUUUUCCUGAGGGCUGCGGAGCCACGACACGUCGGCCCUCGUAACACAGUGCCGAGGACCCAGGAGAGGGACUGGGCAGCAGGUGCACCUAGCUCGGGGGCCGGGGAGUCAGACAUUGGGUUAAAUCUGAAUCAGAUUGUAGGAGACGAUAUGGGAUAUAUCGUAUCCAUGAUGCAUAAAUUAGACGAUAAGCCAAAAAGAAUACCCCGGGGCGCCAAAGAUGGAAGCUCAAGAAAACGGGAUCAGCAGUCUCCCCACAGCUACCAGCACCCCAGACCGUAUGAACCGGAUGGCUACUUCACAACACCCAGGGGCGCACACCUGGCCAACAGCACCCCGGACAAGGACGACAGAUCCUUUGGGAACACUUACAACGGCGCGGUGCUGCUCCACAACCCCCUCUAUCCAGUAACCGACAGCUCCUACUGGGCUUACGCGGUGAUGCUUCUCGCGCUCAUUCUAUUUGCCAUGGGAAUUGUCGGAAAUCUCGCGCUAAUGUGUAUAGUUUGGCACAAUUAUUACCUGAAGAGUGCAUGGAACUGCAUCCUGGCAAGUCUGGCGUUCUGGGAUUUCCUUGUGCUCUUCUUUUGUCUGCCCGUGGUCAUCUUCAACGAGCUCACAAAGAGACGUUUGCUAGGGGACCUGUCGUGCCGGAUCGUGCCCUACAUGGAGGUAACCUCCUUGGGAAUCACUACCUUCAGUCUGUGCGCGUUGAGCAUUGACCGGUUCCACGCAGCGACCAGCCCCCAGCCCCAGUCCCCGCGGGUCGAGCCCUGCCAGUCCAUCCUGUCCAAGCUGUCCGUGGUCUGGGUCGGCUCCAUGGUCCUGGCCGCUCCGGAGCUCCUCCUGUGGCAACUCAGCCAGGAGGCGUCCGUCCAGCCAGGCGGCUACGUGGUGGACCAGUGUGUCCGGAGGCCCUCGCUGAGCCUGCCGGAGUCGGUCUACUCCCUGGUUCUGACGUACCACGAGGCCCGGAUGUGGUGGUACUUCGGCUGCUACUUCUGCCUGCCGCUGCUCUUCACCCUGGCCUGCCAGCUGGUCACCCGACACGUUGUUGCAGAGGAGGAGCGGAGAAAACAGGGGAGCAGCACCGUCGCAGGAGGAAGACGAGUGCACCCCUCCUCCUCCUCGUCCGCCUCCUCUUCGUCGUCCGCCUCCUCUCCCAAGAAGCAGCAGCUGACGAGAGAGCGCCGUUUGAGUUCCAUGGUGGUGGCGUUGGCCACCGUCUACGCCGCGUGCAACCUGCCUGAGAACGUGUGUAACAUCGCCCUUGCCUACCUCCCCAACCCGGUAUCCACCACCACCGAGGCCCUGUUGGCUCUGAUUGGCCAGUUGUUGUUGUUCACCCGUUGCUCGGCGACACCGGUUCUGCUCCUGUGCCUGUGUCGUUCCCUGGGCCAGGCCUUCAUGGACUGCUGCUGUUGCUGCUGCGAGGAGUGUUUACCCGACGGAGCAUCUUCAUCGUCCUCCUCCUCCUCCACUACCGCCACUGCAGUGUCCGCCUCCCCGUCGUCCCUCUCCUCCCCGUCCUCCCUCUCACCACCCUCCACCAAGGAGGAGAAAUUGAACAUCGUGUCUGGGACCACACCAGCCAUUUACUACGACAAGGCCAGAGACAGCUCCUCUGUCUUGGCCAUCGGGACGCCCUGCUGAGACCCUCGCCCCUGUCCUCUCCAUGCCCAGCCAGGGCUCAUGUUAUUGGGUGGCAAAGAGUGACCAAGCUACACAUAGAACCACUCCAGCUUAUCUCCGCCACACUGGCUGCGCUAGGCAUUGGACUGAAUUGAGAGAAAGGUCUCUAAAAUCGGUACUUAGAGAAAAACCACGUCGACUGUUUUUUUUCUAAUGAGGAGACUUAAGAUUACAGGUAGGCACAGAACUAUUUCAUACAGCAUCAGGCAGAGCAGGACAUAUUCCUGCUUAAUGACACCUCUUGAGUUUAAUGUAUUUUUUUGACAGAGACUUUUGUUUACGGACAAGUUAACGCGUGGCUAGGGAUUUGUCUUCAACCUCACCCAGCCCUGAGAUAUCAAGGUUACCAGAGACAGUGUGCUGUGACAUGAGGCAACAUAUCAAUUAUAGUGGUGCCGUUGAAUGCUUUUUGAUCUAGAGCUGUAACCACUCAAGUAAACUUUUCUAGACUUUUUUACUUGUUUCAAUACUCUUUUGAUUAAAAAAAAUUAUAAUGAGAAAGAGAAAAACAAAUACCCAAUAAUUAUCCUGACAGAAAAGCAGUUAUCUUAGCUGCGAAUAAUGGUCUGGAUUCUUGGUAUGUUUUCUUUUUAAAGUGUUGUACUAGUGGAGAUUAGCAACAGAAAGAGCCAUUGAGGAGUCCUUUGACUGUGUCUGAGGGCGGACUGUCCCUCUCUAACCUCUCUAUGACUCCUGCCCUUCUCUCCGUCUCACAGUGAGCCACAACAGAAGGAUUGUACUACAAAGGUACUGGUCAGACCCCACAUCAUUACAUCCACCCCCACCACCGGUUGCUUGUUACUAACAGAUAAAAUAUUAUUUGUAAUGAGCUGACUAACUAACAACCACUAUAGAGCAGUCUCCUACAAUUUCCCAUCAGCCAUUGUGAAUGUGAAUAUACAGUGGGGUCUUAAUCAGCUGUCUGGUGUGUUAACAAUUCACUUUUGUGUUACAGCGUUGUUAGUUCUGUAGUUCAGGGUUUUCUCAGAAUUGUGCUCCUCAAGAAACAAACUAAUACCCGGGCAUCUUCUGCAAACAUAACAUUGCUCGGGGCCAACAUCCACAAAGUGUCUCACAGUAAGAUUGCUGACCUAGCAAACGUUUGGCCUUUUAAAUCAUAAUGGCUAAUAUUAUUUACAGAAAUCCUUGAUCAGCACUUCAAAAUCUUUUUACUGGUGAAUGGUAUUAAUGGUAAAUAUUAACAUAUUUUAAGGUAAGCAUUUGUCCAUAGAAUAGAUUGUGUCAAUGUAAAUCAAAAAAGAACCUAACCAAUCCCUAUGAAAAUGGUGAAUUUGUGUCCAGUACAAUCAGACUUAUACCAUGCCGAUAUAUUUUGUUUUACGGUCAUGUGACGUAACCAGACAACUUCAGUCUGCUCAGACCGUGGGAUCCAAUGAACAACUUUGAUUGUCCUCGAUAUUACACUGUACUGUACAUUAUCUACCAUGUUUACUUCUGUAAAAGUAGAUCAUUAAAAACAUGAAUGUAGUAAAAAAAAAAAUAUAUAUAUAUAUAUAGUUUAUUAAUGAAACCAUUGCAUAUCUUUAGAAUCGGGAUGUAUACUAUUGUAUUUUGAAAAUACUGAAGUGAAGUCUGAUUUGAAUUUAACAUAGUGUAUCAGAGGUAGUAUGCAGAACUGACUGUAUAUUUCUUGUUUUGUAUGUUCUUAUUCAGCUGUACUCA